Messenger RNA from Dioszegia hungarica, 1395 nucleotides. RefSeq names its product transmembrane amino acid transporter protein-domain-containing protein. Lineage: Eukaryota; Fungi; Basidiomycota; Tremellomycetes; Tremellales; Bulleribasidiaceae. Gene Ontology annotation, biological process: amino acid transmembrane transport. Gene Ontology annotation, molecular function: amino acid transmembrane transporter activity. Gene Ontology annotation, cellular component: vacuolar membrane. Bases 1 to 1395 code for a protein of 464 amino acids. The transcript is spliced from 6 exons. The record is from RefSeq and is a predicted model, not a curated record.
AUGUCCGACUACAAAGCGAAAGACGCCGAGGCGGGGACGCAGACGUACGUCCAGCCCAUCGCUGGGUCUGGCGAGGCUACACCGCCCAACGAGAAGGUCAUGCAGGGGGAGGACGAGUUCGAGGUGUUCAAGAGGAUUGAAGGCGCCGAGGAUUAUCGUACAGUGACAUGGUGGAAAGCCGCCUUCAUCUUCCUCAAAGUCAUCUUUGCCACCGGGGUUCUCUCCAUCCCUUCCUCCAUGGUCACCCUUGGCGCCGUCCCGGGAGCCAUCAUGAUUGCGGUCGGGCUCGGUCGGUUCCGCGAGAAGCACGCAGGCUGCCACACCGUCGCCGACAUGGCGCACCACGUCUGGGGCGCCUGGUUCCGUGAGCUCGUCGGUGCGCUCUACCUCAUUGCCUACGUUCUGUGUGCAGGAACUGGGGUCAUUGGUUCGAGCAUCGCUCUCAACUCGCUCUCCGACCACGCGACCUGCACCGUCGUCUUUUCGGUUGUCUGCACGGUCAUCAUCGCGAUCAUGGCCUCCUUCCCCAAGUUCCACCAGAUCGGCUGGCUCACGUGGGCUGGCUUCUUCUCCAUCUUUAUCGCGGUCUUCAUCGUCGUCGUCGGUGUCACCACUUACGACCGCCCCUACGCUGCGCCCGCCGGUGUCACCGACAUCGGUUUCUAUGCCAUCACACCCGUAGCACCUGCCUUCGCUGCCGGCGUCGCUGCUUGCGUCACCAUCUUUGUCUCUUCUGCCGGUACCUCCGCCUUCAUCCCCGUCAUUUCCGAGAUGAAGAGGCCCCAAGACUACCGCAAGGCCCUCUACACGUGCAUGGGCUUCGUCACCGCCGUCUACCUCGCUUUUGCCCUUGUCGUUUACAAGUGGUGUGGUCGGUAUGUCGCCUCCCCUUCUCUCGGUUCCGCCGGUCCUACCCUCGAAAAGGUCGCGUAUGGGGUCGGUCUCCUCGGUCUCCUGGCUAGCGGGAUGAUCUACGUUCAUGUAGGCGCGAAAUACCUCUUUGUCCGCCUCCUCCGUGACUCGCGCCACCUCCAGGAAAAAACGGUCCAGCACUGGGUCAUCUGGCUUUCGUGCUCGAUCGGUCUCUCCCUCCUGGCCUUCGUCCUGGCCUCGGCUAUCCCCAUCUUCAACUACCUCGUCGCCCUCGUCGGAUCCAUCUGCUUCUGUCCCCUCGCACUCAUGUUCCCCGCCAUCCUCCACUUUUACGACAACUGGAACGACAUCAAAACGGGGUCCGUCAUGCAAAAAGCCGAGUGGGUCCUCAACAUGAUCCUCUUGGUCUUGGGCGCCUUCCUCUGUGUUUCGGGGACGUACGGUGUCAUUCUUCUCAUCCAGCAAGCGUAUGCGAGCGGAGCGAUCGGGGGUGCGUUCUCCUGCGCCGACAACGCGGUCUAG